Messenger RNA from Chaetomium strumarium, 1836 nucleotides. RefSeq lists its product as uncharacterized. Lineage: Eukaryota; Fungi; Ascomycota; Sordariomycetes; Sordariales; Chaetomiaceae. The transcript has a single exon. Bases 150 to 1568 code for a protein of 472 amino acids. The record is from RefSeq and is a predicted model, not a curated record.
CGUGCCUGACACGGCGGCAGCGCCGACAUACUUGGUGGGCUAGUCGGCCGUUCUCCCGCGUCUAUCCCCGGCGGUCUGUGGCAGACGACAGCAGUCUCCUUCUCUCGUCGCCGCUUCCAGUUGUCGGUGUCCAUCGGUGAAUCUUCAACAUGGCGGUUUUGACUGGUCAAUUGGUCACUCCGGCCAACAAGAUCACCAAGGCUGCUAAAGGGAAGAUGGUGAAGCCGGUAAAGCCGAUAUUGAAGAAGCUGUCACAGUCGCCGAAGAACUCCCUGGAUUUGGAUCGGGGGUGGGAUGAGCAGGAUGUCGAGCAGCUGGAGGUUGGUGGAUGGGAUGAAGGGUACGGGUAUGCAGGGCAGGCGAGAGACGUAACUUUUGCAGUUGCGGGAGGGGAUGGCAUCAAGGUGGGUGGUGGGGGAAGCGGCUUCCGGACGCACCUGAAAUUUCAACACGGCCGGUCUGGUUCCCAAACUUCGGCGGGAAGCGCAUCUCGUGCUGGUUUCGUGCAUCCUUUUGCGCAGACCCCUCGCACAUCCACGCCGCCAUUGUCAUAUGCGAACUCGCUAGCCUCGUUUGAUAAUGGGAGAGAUUGCUCGCCCACCAUCACCGAAAACGAGGACGACGACUUCGACGCUGCGCACAGCAUCGCGCAUGGACAAUCCGUACCGACUGCUUCACGGUUGGAUUUCGCACGGCCCUCACUGAGCAGCCAGCGCACGUCAUCCUAUCACGAAGUCGGCACUAAGUCGAGUCCGCCGUCUCUCCGCAUUCAUACAGGCCGAUCUGUUUCUGGCACUACUGCUGCUUCCUCGCGUUUUGUGCACGGCAGCGUUCCAUGCGGUAGCCACUCCGACCUCCAUGUCGACUCCCAGGGUCUCAGCGUUAGCGUAACUGGCAAUCUCGAUUCACCCACAGGAAGUUUGGGCGCCACCACGUCCCGCCACAAAGAGUCGCUCUCUUCUCCUCUCAGGACAUCGCUCGAUAUGGGGCAAUUUCCGCGCUUGCGGAGCCGGUCCGAGCUCGACACGGUGACUCGGCAAGACCAGAUCCGCGCCGCCCGCCGCAAGUUUGAAGAGCGGGAGAAAAUCAAAGAGGAAGAGUAUGACCGCAAAAUGAUCCGCAAGCGUGAGCGCCGCGAUAACAAGGAAGCCACUCGGAUUGAGAAGGGCGAAGCCCCUUCCCGUCCGUCAUUUCAUCGCAAGAGAACGCCUACAGCGCUCUCGACUGUUUCCGCGCCGCCUGCAGGAACCGCCUCGAGACCGUCGAUGAGUGGCUCUCUUAAACACUCCACUACACACCUGGGGGUUUUCUCGUCUUCUGCUCCAUCUGGGAGCGGUGACGCUGAGCUUGAGAGCCAUACCGAACGACCGAUGGGCUUUGCCAGCCGCGGGUACGAUGAUCUGCCGCUUCCUCGAACGCCGCCGUCUUUCGGGGUGACGGCGCACGACGUGCAGUUUGAGCAGACCCGUCCCAGGAGAGGCAGCGGUACCAAGCGGAAGACGCAGAGCUAUUGGCAGGGAUUUAUUCUUUGGUUGAGGACAAAGCUGCUCCGGAUGAGUAAGCAUUAACCGUCUCCUCUUGUUGGCGCUUGGGUUAUCACGGAACCAAGCUAGGAGCGAAGACGAUACUUGCAUCCCUGCAGCGGCGAUUCACGCGUCCCGACCAUGAACACUAUCUUUCACACGGCUCACCCACCUAACUUUACACAUCAUCCAUCACAACUAGACCGGCUCGAUUGAACGACUGGACGACUUAUGAAUCGGACCGACUCACUUGCUCACUUUUGAGCAUUUACGUUUCACGCAUCGUCCCCCCCCCACAGCAACAGUAGACAGA